UCUCAAAUUUGCAAACAAAAAUGAAACUAAUCCUGCUGUUCAUAUUUAGCUGCGGGUUAACAUUAGUGUACUCAAAUUGCGAGAGAGAUCGCGAAAUAAUUUGCUACUGGGGCAGCUGGUCGAUAUACAGGAGGGAAAUCGGAUUCUUCAACGUCAGCAACAUCAAUACGGAUAUUUGCACGACAAUCGUGUACGCUUUCGCCGGAUUGGAUUUGAAUUUGGACUUGGCUUCUAUCGACUCAAAUGCAGAUAUAACUAGAGGUGGGUUUGCCGAAUUUGUCAAACUUAAGCAGAAGGAACCGUGCCUAAAAACCAUGGUGGCUGUAGGGGGAUGGAAUGAGGGUACCCGGAAAUUCUCUGUGGCAUCUUCAACGACAGAAAGCCGAAAGAACCUCGCCCAAUCAAUUCUCAAAUUCCUCGUUUACUACGGAUUCGAUGGCAUCGAUAUCGACUGGGAAUACCCUACUUCCGAAGGCGGCUUACCCGAAGACGGUUCUAAUUUUGUGGAGUUAUUGAACGAAAUCAAAACAGCAAUAUCUCCAUGGGGUCUCAAAUUAUCUAUUGCCGUAUCCUUCGAUAACUCCCUCAUCGGAACUGGAUAUAAUAUAAUAGGAAUAAACAAAUCUGUAGAUUUUGUUAACUUAAUGGCUUACGACUACAUUUCCUCAAAUUCUAAUUACACAGGAUUGUCUGCACCGUUGAGUAAAAUUAAUGAAACUGUUACAAAGUGGCUGAAUGGUGGACUGUCGUCUAAAAAACUCGCCUUGGGCAUUCCAGCUUACUGUAAAAAUUUUGUUCUUAAAGACCCCCAAAAAAAUGGAAUAGGCGCAGAAGUAAAAGCAAUAGGGUUACCGGGAGAUUUUACUCAACAGGAAGGCCUAUUGGCUUAUUACGAGGUUUUACAAAUUGAAAGUAUUAGGAAGACAGCAGUAAAUAUGGUUGAUGGUACUAUUUACGGUUAUCAUGAUGAUGAGUGGAUGACAUACGAUAAUGAAGAAACUGUUUCAGGAAAGGUGAAAUACGCAAUAUCUCAAAAUUUGGGAGGAAUAAUGUUUUGGUCUUUGGAGCUGGAUGAUUUCAAUGGCGAAUUUGGCGACCCUUACCCCUUGUUGAAUGCUGUUCACAAAGAAUUUAAAGAUUUUGUUUAAUUAAUAUGUUUUAUUUAAAUGUAUACCUAUGGUAGUGGAUACGUAAAAUCUUAAUAUUUAUUAACACAUAAUUAAGAUAUGGUCUUAUGUCUGUUUUAUAAAGAAAUAAAAUAUCAACCAAUAAAGAUUACAGUUGGAAAUUUUAUACCUAC
Phyllotreta striolata is the source of this 1300-nucleotide messenger RNA. Lineage: Eukaryota; Metazoa; Arthropoda; Insecta; Coleoptera; Chrysomelidae. The record is from the annotation of a GenBank genome assembly.